Molecule: messenger RNA, 960 nt
Organism: Emiliania huxleyi CCMP1516
Lineage: Eukaryota; Haptophyta; Isochrysidales; Noelaerhabdaceae
Exons: 6
Coding region: 1-960 (319 amino acids)
Biological process (GO): transcription elongation by RNA polymerase II; regulation of transcription by RNA polymerase II; regulation of DNA-templated transcription elongation
Cellular component (GO): DSIF complex
Molecular function (GO): mRNA binding
Source: RefSeq, a predicted model, not a curated record
AUGGGGUGUCGAGGUGUCGAGUUGGUGUCGAGGUUUGGUGUCGAGGGCUUCGUCGGGCGCGUCUUCGCGUCGAGCGGUGGCGAGCUAGCCCCUCCAGCCGGCCGCGGAGCGGAGAACCGGAGGCUCGACGCGGAGCGGCGGAAGGCGGAGGAGGCCAAGCUCGAGGCGCAGGUGCGCGAGCGGUACGAGAACCGGCCCGACCAGGGCGCGUGGGACGACGACGAGGACUUUGGAGAGGACACGCGCUUCCAGGAGCUCCCCGACGCCACGCGCGACCCGAAGCUGUGGCUGCUCAAGUGCAAGCCGGGCGGCGAGAAGAUGCUCAUCAUCUCGCUGAUGCAAAAGUACCUCGACGCGGCGGAGGCGGGGACGCCGCUCUCCAUCAAGUCGGCGCUCUGCACCGAGAUCAAGGGCUACAUCUACGUCGAGGCCUUCAAGGAGGCGCACAAGGCGCUGCACCCCGGCGCGUGGGUACGCAUGCGGCGCAACGACGACUACAAGGACGACCUCGGGCAGGUCGUCGACAUCGACGUGGACGGCGCGCGGGCGCGGGUGCGGCUGGUGCCGCGGCUGGCGGCGUACCUUGGCGAGGAGGACGGCACGAAGCGGCGCGUGCGGCCGACGCCGAAGCUCUUCGACGCCGACGAGCUCCGCGCCAAGGGCGAGGACGUCGGGACGGGCGUGAGGAGCUCUCGCGGCCGGCAGGUAUACUACUACGACAACCAAGAGUUUGAGGAGGGCUUCCUGCUGCGCCACCUCUCCGUCAAGGGGCUCAAGUACGGGGACGGAGUCCAGCCGACGAUGGCGGAGCUCGAGCGCUUCAAGACCGGCCUCGGCGCCGAUGCCGACGCCGAGCUGCUCGCUGCCGCCUCUGGCGCGGGCAGCGGCGCGCUCUUUCGCGUGGGUGACUAUGUGCAGGCGGCGGUUGGGGGGGGGUGGAGGGGGGCCAGGGAAAAAUAA